AUGCCCACCUGCCUUUAUGGCCUCUGCAGGCACGGAGUGUUGGAGGACUUGCAGCUCUUCUGGGAGCUGGUCGUCGAGCGCUUCUUUGACGCCGUGUGUCGAUCGGAUGGCCGUGGCUCUAAUUGCAUUCACAUGUUUGAUUCACUCACCUCCUCCACACACACAUGCCCGGGACUUGAUUCAAUUGGUUUGUGCAGGCACGGGGUUCUGGAGGAUCUGCAGCUCUUCUGGGAGCUGGUCAUCGAGCGCUUCUUUGACGCCGUGCGGUCGGUGCUGCUCUUCUGCCUCUUCCCCUGGAGGCUCCUCUCCUUCCUCUUCUCUCCGCUGCUGCGCCUCCUAGGCCUCCCAGUCGCCCCCUCACAGGGCCUCCUUCAACCCUCACCUGAAGCUGCCGCAUCUGCUGCAUCUGGUGCUGGUGCUGCUGCUGGUGGGAUGUGGGGUGCUGCUGCGUUCAGUGCGCCAGCAGCAGAUGUGGCGCCGGAAAGCAGUACAGCAGAGCACCUGUCGCAGCUGCAGAUGCAGCAGCAGGAGGAGCACGAGCGGCAGCAGCAGCAGAAUGAGCAGCAGCAGGGGCAGAGCCGGUGGCAGCAGCAGCAGCGGCUGCGGCAAGCUGAGGCGCUGCAUGGACCGCGACUCAUGGACGCCCGGACGUGUGAAGAUAUCAUCCGAGACGCUGGGUACCCCCACGAGGCUAUCAAGGUGGUAACCGAGGACGGGUACGUGCUCACACUGGAGCGCAUCCCCCGAGGAAGGUACCCCUACGAGGCCAUCAAGGUGGUAACGGAGGACGGGUACGUGCUCGCACUGGAGCGCUUCCCCCGAGGAAGGUACCCCUACGAGGCUAUCAAGGUGGUAACGGAGGAUGGUUACGUGCUCGCACUGGAGCGCUUCCCCCGAGGAAGAUACCCCUACGAAGCGAUCAAGGUGGUGACAGAGGACGGCUAUGUGCUCACGUUGGAACGCAUCCCGAGGAAGGACUCUUCCCGGGUGGUGUUCCUGCAGCACGGCAUUCUCGACAGCUCCAUUGGGUGGGUGUCUAACGGUGUGGUGGGGUCUCAAGCAUUUGCAGCCUACGACCAAGGCUUCGACGUGUUUCUGGGCAACAUGCGGGGCUAUGUCACCAGGCAGCACGUGGAUCUUCCUGACCACUGCUCUAUUCCCUCCUCCGUUUUCUCCUCUCCCCACCGCUCGUUCUCACACCAGGCUUCGACGCAGCACGUGGAUCUGCGCAUCUCUGCCAGCAGGUACUGGAGCUACAGCGUGAACGAGCAUGGCAUGUGCGACAUACGAGCCAUGAUAGACUGCAUCCAUCACACCAAGAUCCGCGACCUCGCCCCGCCUUCCCGCCCCUCUCUCGUCCCUCCUCCUUCCUCCCUCACCCCUCCUCCUCGUCCUGGUCGCUCACUGCAUUCAGAUGAGCACUCUUUUAACCAGCAGCAGCAACAGCAGCCACUGAACCCCGUGCAGAGCCAGGAGCACCACCAAUGGCGGCAGCCCAGUCCUUCAGCAGCACUAGAUGCCUUGGGCCUCGUGCACAGCGAUUCUGCUUUUGAGUCGACUCAAAAGCCUUCAGCAGCACUAGAUGCCUUGGGCCUCGUGCACAGCGAGGUGACUUUCGAGUCGACUCAAAAGGGCCUCGUGCACAGCGAUUCUUCGCUCCAUCCUGUUGUGAAUAGUAACGGUUUUGGUACAGGGGGAGGAGCGGGAGGCGCUGAUACAAUGUAUCGGGACAAGCCUCAAACGGGUACGGGUGGUUCUGGGUGGACACCUGGCAGCCAGACGAUGCAGGAUGGCGUGAUGACGUGGCAGCCAGGCUGGCACGAGGUGAGGCCUGCUCCUGUGUCGCUGAUAGAUGCUUUGAGGGAGAGGAGGGAGGAGGAGAGGAGGGAGGAGGAGAGGGAGGGGGAGAGAAGGGAUGGGGGGACAACGGCAGCAGCAGCAGAAGGAACAGCAGCAACAAGUGCCGCAGAGACUUCAUAUCAGAAGCAGCAGGGGCAGCAGCAACAGCAGCAACAGGGGGUGCCAUGGAGUGAGGAGCAGCCGUACCAUCUGCAGGCAGUGGCGCACAGCCUGGGAGGGGCAGCCAUGAUGAUCUACCUCGUCACCCAGCUCAUCAGGAAGCAGCCGCACCGCCUCUCGCGCCUCAUCCUCCUCUCCCCCGCCGGCUACCACGAGAAGACCCCCCUCCUAUUCGACGUAAUGCUCUUCCUCAUGCCAUACGUCGACUCAUGGCUCUCCCACUCAGUACCAGCCGUCUACAUCCCCACGCAGGGCCUGCGCCUGCUCUUCAACAAGCUCGCCCAGGACUUUCAGAACCUCCCCGCCUUGAGGUGUCUGGUGCAGGUACGCCUGGUGCAGGUGUGUUGUGGUGCAGCCGUACCAGCCGUCUACUUCCCCACGCAGGGCCUGCGACUGCUCUUUAACAAGCUCGCCCUGGACUUCCAGAACCUCCCUGCAUUGAGGUGUCUGGUGCAGGCUCUUCAGGCACUGUGCCAGCCGCACUACAGCAUGUCUAGAUUUGCACACAAAGUCAUGAAGCGCCUGGCCCUCCCCUCUCUCCUACCAAUCAUGCAGGUGCUCAUCUCGAACAUCAUUGUAGGAGGAGACUCCUCAGACUGGGUGGGAGCCUUGCGCCAGCCGCACUACAACAUGUACAACAUGCCUGGCAUAGCCUACAACGUUAUGAAGCACUUAGCUCUCAGCAAGCGCGAGCGCCGAUUCAUCAUGUUCGAUUAUGGCUCCCCCGCAGCAAACCUCGCAGUGUACGGUUCUCCCGAGCCGGUGGACAUAGGAGCGUUUUACCGUCUUAUCGAUAUCCCCAUUGAUGUUGUCGCCGGGCGGCGCGACCGUCUUAUUCCCCGGGAGAUGGUCCACUGGCACUACAAGACGCUGAAGGCCGCCGGGCGGCAGGCUUCGUACCGGGAGUUUGAGUACGCGCAUCUGGACUUCACGUUUGCACAUAAGGAGGAGCUAUUAGCAUAUGUGAUGCGGAGGCUCAGGGUCGAUCUGCCGAAGCUGCACCUCAUGCCGAACCUGUCGCCGAACCGGUCGCCGAACCUGCGUGCGCGCGUGGCGGAGUUUGAUAGCUGUCGUUUGCCGGAUGGCGAAGUGGGGCACAUGCUGGUGGGAAUGAGUGAGGUUGACACAGUGCCGGCACUGGUGCUGGCGUUGGUGCCGGCACUGGUGCUGGCACUGGUGCUGGCACUGGUGCUGACGCUGGAGUAUGCUGAGUUUCGCGGCACCAGAGAGGAGAACUGUGUGCUUGUGGUGCGCUGA
Messenger RNA from Closterium sp. Naga37s-1, 3276 nucleotides. NCBI's taxonomy places the organism in Eukaryota, Viridiplantae, Streptophyta, Zygnematophyceae, Desmidiales, Closteriaceae. The record is from the annotation of a GenBank genome assembly.